Penicillium odoratum is the source of this 384-nucleotide messenger RNA. RefSeq lists its product as uncharacterized. NCBI's taxonomy places the organism in Eukaryota, Fungi, Ascomycota, Eurotiomycetes, Eurotiales, Aspergillaceae. The transcript has 2 exons. Bases 1 to 384 code for a protein of 127 amino acids. The record is from RefSeq and is a predicted model, not a curated record.
AUGGGCAACAUAUGUUCCCGCUCUUCCGACAACGACCCGGAUGCCUUCACGGGACCAGGUCGACCAGUUGGAACAGCAAGCCAAAACCCCACUCCACGCGCAUCCGUUCCACCAAACGCAAACUGGAAAUCAUCACCGGGUCGCACACUCGGCGAGACCUCGCCAGCCGGUGCGCAAGGGGCUGGUGACGAAGCGCGCUCCAAUGCUGCGAUCGCGGCGCAGAAACGUGCAGAAUCCGUGUCAACGGCAAAUAAGGGGAAGCUGGGUUCAAAGCUAGCGGCGCAGAAGGCGAAGACGCAUACGCAGACGUUAGAUCAGGUUAGUCGUGAUGAGAGGGCGGCGAGGGAUGUAGAUAAGGUGGAGCAGGCGAGACAGUGGUCCUGA